GAUUGGUAGUUAAAAAAGUUCGCGAUCAAGACCGAAUUCCUAUGCUAGACGCGUUUCUGAUUUCAGAUCAUUCGUGCCUAGCAUGUCCAAAACGACUCUCGCCAUUGUCGCUGCGUCGUCUGCAGCUGCAGGCGCGUCGCUCAGUGCUUUGAUAUUCGCACGCUCGUCGAAGAACCAACCUACGCCAACGUCAACUUCGACACCGGGAGCCGCACCUUCAGUGCCCAGUCCGUCGAUCCCUCCGCCGGCACCAGCACCAGUCGCUGUGCCCAACCCUGUGCCAGUCAUCACACCAACGCAGCCUGCUGUAGCUGCUCUUGUCUCACCCGUCGAUCCAGCUGGGAUACUUCGAUAUGGCUUUCCAGGACCUAUUGCAGACACACUCUCGACACCAUCCCAUAUCUCCGCAUUCAACCGCUUCACUCGAAACCCUCACUGGGUAGCAGAACACUUCACAGCACAGUCUCUCCUCCUCAACAAUGGCUCUCGCCGACAUAGUGUCUUUUACGAGGACCUUUCCGUCCCUCCCAUGUUCCGCGCCAAAUUGGCCGACUAUGCACGAAGCGGCUACGAUCGAGGCCAUCAGGUGCCGGCGGCUGAUGCAAAAUGGUCACAACAAGCGAUGGAUGCUACGUUCGUGCUGAGCAAUAUGUGCCCUCAGGUUGGCGAGGGUUUCAAUCGCGACUAUUGGGCGCAUUUUGAAGAAUUUUGUCGGGACUUGACAAAGAGAUAUCCUAGUGUGAGAGUCGUAACCGGACCGUUAUACUUGCCCAAGAGAGACGAAAAGGAUGGGAGAUGGCGCGUGUCUUACGAAGUGAUUGGCAAUCCUCCAAACGUGGCGGUGCCGACUCACUUCUACAAAAUCAUCUUCGGUGAAGAAGCCGCCAACAGUCCUAAUGGGAAUGUUGCCUUGGGGGCAUUCGUACUACCAAACGCAGAAAUUCCUAAUUCGAAGAGCCUACGAGAUUUUGAAGUGCCCCUUGAAGCGGUUGAGAGAGCCAGCGGGUUGAUGUUUGCAGAGAAAUUGCCGGCAAGUAGAAAAAGGCAACUGUGCAAAGAAGUGAGGUGCGACAUCAUCGUUAGAGAGUUUGACAAGGCUAGGCAGGUACAAGCAACCAGACCUCAACUACCGCAACCUGGAAGCGGCAGAUGGUGAACUUCGAUGAACGAAUUUUCUCUCCUUUCGGCAUAGCGGUGGUAUUUGCAUGUGCAUUGUUCGGAUAUGGUUGGGCAAGGUGCUCAAGAAGCGACAUGACCUGGUUUCAGCGCUUCAGCAUUCGUAUGUACCAUAAUGGGAACUUGUUAACUCGUUUGUCGUUGCCCAUGUGGAGGUUCCCCCGUGAAGCCAUUAGCUGUUGCGCUCCUCGUCGCUCGUACCAGCCUGCUGAGAAGAAAGGUGCAGGACUAUGGUAUGAGAUCCAC
Messenger RNA from Exophiala xenobiotica, 1422 nucleotides. RefSeq lists its product as uncharacterized. Gene Ontology annotation, biological process: apoptotic DNA fragmentation. The transcript has a single exon. NCBI's taxonomy places the organism in Eukaryota, Fungi, Ascomycota, Eurotiomycetes, Chaetothyriales, Herpotrichiellaceae. The coding region runs from base 83 to 1156 and encodes 357 amino acids. Gene Ontology annotation, molecular function: metal ion binding; nucleic acid binding; RNA endonuclease activity. The record is from RefSeq and is a predicted model, not a curated record. Gene Ontology annotation, cellular component: mitochondrial inner membrane; nucleus.